UUGAAUCCAUUGCCCCCAUUUCCUGUCACAUGGCGUGGAAAUAGGAUCCCUGGUUUCUACUAUCUGCUCUCGUCUCCGCGGUGUCAGAGUUGUAUUGUAGCUGAAGUACCUGCCGUGACGCUCAGACACUUUUCUUUUUUUAAGCGACUCUUGCCUAGACUCCUGCCAGCCAAGCAAGCAGCGAGCCAAGCAAGCCGGUCGCCAGCGUGCGCAUCAGGCUGUACUUCACCUGAGUGGAAGAGCCGCUUCAGACUUUUUACUCACACCAUGGAUUCCUGGAGCGCCACCUCUGCGCUUUUCCUGGCUGGCUUUAUCACAUCGGCGGCUUUUCGUCAUUUCGACAGCGAGUGUUACACUGCCAACGGAGAGGACUACAGGGGCUUCCAGAACCAAACCAGCCUGAAUGGCGGGAAACCCUGCCUGUUCUGGAAUGAGACUUUCCAGCACCCAUACAACACCCUCAAGUAUCCCAAUGGAGAAGGAGGUCUGGGAAGUCACAACUACUGCAGGAAUCCUGAUGGGGACGUCCAGCCUUGGUGCUACAUCGCCGAUCACGAAGACGUUUCGUACUGGAAAUAUUGUGACAUCCCUUCGUGCCAGAUGCCUGGGAAUCUGGGCUGCUUCAAAGACACCGGUCAUCCUCCGACUCUCCCUGGAGUCCAUGACAUCUCCAACAAACUCACAAUCCAGACCUGCAUCAACUUCUGUCGAAGUCAGAAAUACUCGCUUGCCGGCAUGGAGUCAGGUUAUGCCUGUUUCUGUGGCAACGAAGCAGACCUGCAAGACCAUGUGGAGUCGUCCAGCAUGGAGUGUAACCACGUUUGCUUCGGCGAUCACACUCAGCCCUGCGGAGGAGACGGCUGGAUCAUCGUGUUUGACGUCCGGGUUGGUGCCUGUGGUGGGAACUACACGUCCCCCACUGGAGUGAUCUACUCCCCCGACUUCCCUGACAAAUAUGCGGCCAGCCGCGUUUGCUACUGGACCAUCCAGGUCCCCGGAUCCUACGCCAUCCUCUUCAACUUCACCUUCUUUGACAUCUCGGACCAGACCGACAUGGUGGAGCUUCUCGAUGGCUACACCAGGGAGGUGGUGGCCCGUUUCGACUGGCGCAGCCCGCCGCGGGGGCUGGUGAACAUCACAGGAGACUUUGUUAUUCUGUACUUCUUCUCAGAUCGCACCAAUCAGGCUCAUGGCUUUGCCCUUUUGUACCAAGCUCUCAGAAGGCAGGACACCAGGACCACAAUUCCCAGAGGCUCGGAUGAAAAAGAAAGCAAAGACACCUCCAGCACGUUGGGCCCUCAGCUGUCUAGCAGCGUCACUGAGGGAUCCAACAGCACCGCUAACGGACGGACCUCACACAUCCUCUACGUGAUCACGUCCAGCCCCGGCAAACCCGAGCACAACAUGCCAGGUCAGUGGGCUGGACGCGGCGAGACCACCGGCCACAGCGCUAUGUGGACCAUCUACGCUCUGGCUGCUCUUCUCAUACUGACGGUGGUGGCGAUGGUGGCCAAGCUGCUGCUCCACGUCACGGUCAAGACGCCGAACAUCCCGACAGUCAGUGGCUCAGACAGCUGCAGCCAGAGCACAGUGUCCUCCGAGCCGUGGAUCAUCCUGUACCGGCCCUCCACCAUCUCCCUCUUCAAGAAGAAGCUAAAGAACCACCAUGGGGAUCUCAGCCCUCUAGUGGGCCACUAAUGCUGCUGCUGAUGCUGCUCUCCACCUUUACCGCCAUCCACAAAUACUCUGCUCAAGGGCCGUUGGAUGACAUGGCUCUGAGACAGUGAAAUCCAACAAGGCGCUUCACUAAUAAGCAAACGACUGAGUGAUUAAUGGCAACUGACUCAGUGACUGCAGCUUAAAUGGCCUUUUGGCCAAAACAAAAAAAGACAAGGCACUCCCAUUCCUCUUAGCACCAAAGAAGGAGGGUCACACAGGGGCAUAAGGGGCCACAGUGACAGAGAGGAGAGCUAAAAGACUGGAUGGAAGAAGAUCUAGAGGCUCUUCUCACGUAAGGGGCCAUUUUCAUCCAUCAUAGCCGUCCUCAGCAAUCAGCAUACCUCUAAAAUCCAUCAGUGAAAACUCACACUCAAACACCUGCAGUCAAAGCUUUGCAGUUUCACAUAAACUCCUAACUGCCUCAUACAGAAGAACAUUUGCUGUCAAAAGCCAGAGUUGUUUUCCUCCAAAGACUUGUAUAUGUUUGUCUUUUCUAGUCUGUUUGCAAAUGCUAAUCCUGAGUUUCUUUCUUUUUCUCCUUGAUGUGUUUGACAUGAUAACCUGGGUAUAUGAGGAGAGGAAAUCAAUAGUACACUGAGAUAUCACAACACUUUAGGUGCUGAUCAGAGUGAAGGAGAGCUCCCUCACACACUUUUUGCUCCAAUGUUUGCGUGGAGAGAAGAAGACACAAGAAGGUUUGGGAUUUGUUUUCUUCCUGACAAGCUGCCAGUUUGGGAGUCUUGGGAAGAUCUGGGGGCUUGUAUUUCCCACUUGGGCUGUGGGUGGGAGUCUUUCCGGUUUCAUGGUGUUCAAGUGCCUUAAGGAUCUCCUCUUCCCCUGCAUCAGAUUCCACACAUCUGUUUCUGUCUUUAUAUCGACCGGGAACCCUCACAGACUUCAGAACUGAUGCAGAUAUGAGGAGUGAGAUUCCCAAGACAGGAUUUCUCUUUGGAAAAAAUGCCAGAUCUUGUGUGUGAGGGGAAGUAGAUCUGCCCCCAUCAGGAAAGCAACUCUUCAUAAAAACAUAUAUUUUGUUUAAUUUGUGUGCUCUUACUUGUAGUCUUGGACAUUUACUGAACAUAUUGUUCGCAUUAACUCUCCGUCUUUUGAUUGCAGGAGAAAGGGGGUGAAUAUUGUUGUAUAUCCUAUAAUUCAUUGUGGAAACAAAGAUAUUUAUGACCACUCUUUGAUUUUAUUGUCUCAGCAAACUAUUUGAGAGACCCAUCUGCUUUUAUUUUAAACGUUCUCAUUUGGCAAGCUCAAAAGUGGAACGCUUAGGCAGCAUUAAAGUGUCUUGAGAACAGUAUACUCAGAAAGUGCUCAGCAGUGCCACCCGCAAGCCGACGUUAAGUUUGCAGCUGUGACAUAUUAACCACUUCAGAAAGGUCAGAAUCUACUAUUGUGCCAUCAGCAGUUGGUUGUUCUUGUGUAGGGUUAUAACUCUUGAGAUGGUUUCUUCACUCAAUGCACUUGGUUUUGCUCGUAUUUGAAAAACAAAAUAGUACUUAUUUUGGCUUGCAUUUAGAUUAUGGUGAAAAUGAACCAAAAUGACCUGAUCAACAACCUGAGCACUUGAAGCAAUGAGCAGAUUCCUGCAGGAUCUGAAUCAAUUAAAAAAAGAAUAAUGCAUCGCUGUCUUCCAAUUAGAAGUUCGUAAACAAAAAAAUUUUUAAAAAGUGACUCAAUGCUGUCUUCUGCUCAUCUGCUCAGCUGCAGUCAUUGCAUUGCAGACGCCCUUGGGUCUGCAAUGCAAGACCUGACCAUGCGUGGAGAGGAGUGGGACGGGGAAAUUAAUGUGCUUUCAAAUCAAACACAAGCUAACCAAAUGUGACAGUCGGUAUCUAACAAGGGUAUAUUUGUUUGGCUAGCCUGGUGAAUUAUGCAAACUCCCGUCUUCUGUCCCGUCCUCCAGUCGGUCGGAAAAUUCUAUGCUUCGUCUCUUUUGGAGUACUCAAAAAUGCCCUUCCCCCCUUCAGAUUGUUGCUAAUGUCCUGAAGAGCUCAAUGACAUAAAAACAAUAGCAUAGGCCCUGUGGGAAACUGUCACAAGGGGCCAAAAUGUUGUUUCCAUGAAAUUGUAAAUAGCGAAAUAUAGUGAAAUGUUAAUUUAUACAGUAAAUUAUUGUUAUUUUGUAUGUGAAUGGGAUAUAAUCUAUCUUUUGUAUAAGUGAAGUAUCUUUGUAGUUUUAUUUAAUGUGCCCUGGUUGUAAAUAAACACUGUAUGCAUGUUUCUUAAGGCUGA
Gambusia affinis (western mosquitofish) is the source of this 3960-nucleotide messenger RNA. RefSeq names its product kringle containing transmembrane protein 1 (gene kremen1). The transcript is spliced from 9 exons. The coding region runs from base 268 to 1698 and encodes 476 amino acids. NCBI's taxonomy places the organism in Eukaryota, Metazoa, Chordata, Actinopteri, Cyprinodontiformes, Poeciliidae. Gene Ontology annotation, biological process: multicellular organism development. The record is from RefSeq and is a predicted model, not a curated record. Gene Ontology annotation, cellular component: plasma membrane.